CUCAUUCUGCGCGCAGGCGCAAACUAUUUAUUUCAAAUAGCAAGACAGACAAGAUGGCGGCAGCGAUGGAUGUUGACACACCAAGCGGUACAAACAGCGGAGCCAGCAAGAAGCGUUUUGAAGUGAAGAAGUGGAAUGCUGUCGCUCUGUGGGCCUGGGACAUUGUUGUAGACAACUGUGCCAUUUGCAGGAAUCACAUCAUGGAUCUCUGUAUCGAGUGCCAGGCCAACCAAGCCUCAGCCACAUCUGAGGAGUGCACAGUGGCGUGGGGGGUAUGCAACCAUGCUUUCCACUUUCACUGCAUCUCCCGCUGGCUAAAGACCAGGCAGGUGUGUCCUCUAGACAACAGGGAAUGGGAGUUCCAGAAGUAUGGACAUUAAUGAUGGAAGAUGGGACCGCUGCUUGUAUAACUGCAAAUGUAAAGUCAUCAUCAGUUCCCAGCAACGUGCACACACACACCAAAACAAUGGCAUUGUGUGGACAACCGUGGUCAUUCUGCGGACAUUUUUACUCCCCAUUCCUGCAUUCUUUAGUCUUAUUGUUUUCCGAACAGUGUUCAUUGUGAAAUUGCAUAGGAAAACAUGAAACCUUUUUAAGUUACAUUUUCCA
Conger conger (European conger) is the source of this 609-nucleotide messenger RNA. It is a transcript of the gene rbx1, whose product is annotated as ring-box 1, E3 ubiquitin protein ligase. Gene Ontology annotation, biological process: ubiquitin-dependent protein catabolic process; protein ubiquitination. Gene Ontology annotation, cellular component: cullin-RING ubiquitin ligase complex; nucleus. Bases 54 to 380 code for a protein of 108 amino acids. The transcript is spliced from 5 exons. Gene Ontology annotation, molecular function: zinc ion binding; cullin family protein binding; ubiquitin protein ligase activity. NCBI's taxonomy places the organism in Eukaryota, Metazoa, Chordata, Actinopteri, Anguilliformes, Congridae. The record is from RefSeq and is a predicted model, not a curated record.